This is a messenger RNA of Anguilla anguilla (European eel), 7507 nucleotides long. RefSeq names its product PR domain containing 2, with ZNF domain b (gene prdm2b). Gene Ontology annotation, cellular component: nucleus. Lineage: Eukaryota; Metazoa; Chordata; Actinopteri; Anguilliformes; Anguillidae. The record is from RefSeq and is a predicted model, not a curated record. The transcript is spliced from 4 exons. The coding region runs from base 505 to 5037 and encodes 1510 amino acids.
UCGCAUAAACUAACAUUAUUCUACGCGCACCGAUCUGUGAGAUCCGGUCGAUACAGAGGGCUUAAACCUGUUAGUUAGCUAGCUAGACGACUUGCCAACUGACUGGACAGCGUGGGAAACCUAGUUCGCUGGAUAGCCUUAUAACAAGUGUGGGUGCCAUCUACAGCCAGCAAUUUGGUGCUAAAGGGCAUUCGUGUAAAGCGGAACGUUAUUGAGGUUUAUAACGUAUACGCGUGAGUGACCUUCCAGACUCCUAUCUCGGAACAGUCAACAACUGCUUAACUGGGACGUGGUCUGUUUAGCUCGAUGACUAGCUAACGCUAACAUUUACGGCGAACUGUCUGGUAUCGUUGGACAAACCUCCUGUGCAUUCAUAGAAACUGCUGACUACUAGCACGGGUAACUUAUUGUUAACGUACUCAGCGAACAAGCCAGGAGGAAGCAGCUGGAGGCAGCUUGGUGAGGAGAGACCACCUGGUCGGCUCUUGGGCCACGCCUGUUGCAAUGGACUCUAGGGAUUGUGAAGCUGGUAUGAAAGAGGAGGAUGAGCCACCUUGCCCUUCAUUGGGGCUCCCAGAGUUGACCCCUCCUGACGAGGCCCUGUCUAUGACCACGGCAGAGUCUUCGAUUUCUGCAGGGGUAGAGGAGGAGAUCCCAUGCGAAGCCCAGGAAAUGGAAACAGAGCUUAAUGAGGAGCUAAGCUCCCAGGGGGAUCCUGAGAUGGAUGAUGCCAGGGGCUCUGAGCCAAACCCCAUGUCUGGCUCCUCUCUUUCGGUGUCCGAGCCCGAUCCAAAUUUCGAUCCCGAGGACGAAGCCCAGGGCGAAUCUCUGUUCCACUGUCCACACUGCGAGCGCCACUUCUCCACCAAGCAAGGCCUGGAGCGCCACACGCACAUCCAUGUCUCUGCCAACCUGCACACACACACCUUCAAGUGUCGCUACUGCGGAAAACUUUUCGGUUCACAAGCUGGCCGGCGUCGGCAUGAGCGACGCCAUGAAAGUGGGAUGAAGAAAAGGCCGGGCUCCCUUGCUGGCACUGCUUCCUCGCUCAACCCCUCCCUACAGACUGACAACUUGAGUUCCAACCUCACGGCUCCUGCAAGCAGCAUCCUUAUUGUGAACUCGCUAACUAGUGGCGUGACCCCAGAGCUCUCAGGUGAAGGCAAGAAAGGGGAGGGUGUGGCUGAGGUGGAACAGGCCCUCCUGUUGGAUGAAAAUGGAGAGUCCAAGGAACUUCACCCGUGCAAGUACUGCAGGAAGGCCUUCAGCUCCCAUACCAACAUGAGACGGCACCAGCGCAGGAUCCACGAGCGCCACCUGCUGCCCAAAGGCAUCAGCAGGAAAGGUUCUCUCCUGCAGGAGGUGCAGCCCAGCCCACAGCAGUCUGCCACAACCCCCCAGGGGUCCCGUGGCACCAUCCCCCAGCUGGUCUACCGGCCCAGCCACGAGGCGGAAGACGAGGGUGACCGGGAAGAAGAGUACAUGGUGGACAUCUCCAGCAACAUCUCGGAGAACCUCAGCCUGUAUAUUGAUGGGAAGAUUCUAUCCACAGGCGCGGGCAGCGGGUGCGAAGUGAUCGAGGUGGACGCCGGCUCGGCCACGCUGCUGGGCCUGGACACCGUGAUCAUCAGUCAGGCUUUGAAGGUGGAGACGGCUGCUAGUGUGACGAGAGAGGCUCCCAGCACAACCCCCCGGACUUCGAAAAGGAGGACCUCCACUCCGCCUCUGCUGCCCAAAAUCAAAACUGAAUCGGAAUCCUCCUCCUCCUCCUCCUCCUCAGCAUCUUCCUCCUCUUCAUUGUCUUCAUCAUCAUCAUCAUCAUCAUCAUCGUCAUCAUCAUCGUCAUCUUUAGCAGGGACUGUUGUCGCUCCAGCUGUGGAUGCCUUAGCGUUUCCCAAAGAGAAAACAUUGUAUCUCUCCCCAAAACUUAAACAGCUCCUGCAGAACCAGGAGGGCCACAGGUUGACCCCCCCUGCUCCCCGACUAUCAGUGUCUCCACUUUCUUCUGGAUCAGGGAGGUUCAAGAGAAGGACCGCCUCACCCCCAAACUCCUCACCUCAGGAAGACCCUAUAUGCAAAGGCCACAGCUCUGAGGCAGGUGCCCCCUUUGCCCUCAAGGUGCCGAAGCUGGAAAGCCAUGGUCGGUCCCCAGCCUGGAGCAGGGAAGAGGGAGACGCCUCAAGCUCCCCCAGGGCUGAGUGGUUGGGGUCCCUGACUGGUGGUAGCCCUUGUAACCAGCAGCCCCUGGACCUCUCGGGUGCACCUGGUAAAAACGGUGAUGGAACUGGCCAGGGGGAGGCGGUGCUGGACCUGAGCAUGCACUGCAAAAGCUCUGAUGAGACUCAGUUAAAAGUAGGCCCUGCCCCCCAGCCCCUGUCCAAGAAGAGGAAGCCCAACACCAGCAUACUGGAGAAGGUGCUAAUGAAAGAGUACAGUGGAUUGGAGCUGGCAAAGGAGGAGGUGCCUGAUGAUCAGGGAAACCCUGUUGCUCAGCCUGCAGGGAAUGCCACAUCUAAUCCCUCCCCUGAUACGGCUCCCUCACUCCCUGAAGUACUUGGAGAUAAAUCAACUGUACCCUCCACUUCACCACACCCACCCCCUCCCUCACUGACUCCUGUUCCCUUGAACCCCCCUUCCCCAUGCACUGCAAGCCUGGUGUCCACCACGCCACCCCCUCCAGUUCUGCCUACUGUUUCUUCCCCACUCUACCAGCCCUGUCAGUCCCCUGAGCAUGCUCCUGUCCCUGUUCCAUCACCCAAAUCCUCCGAAUUAAUGCAGGUAGAUCAGGAGGAAUGUUCAGCUUCUGCAGAGACUGGUUCUGUCACUGUGAGUUCAGAGAGACUGCCUGAUGAGGAUAGUUCACACUCAGACCCCACUGUAGACUCUAAAGAUCAGGAAGAUCUCACCCACCCCCUUAUCAGCCUAACAAACCCAAAGAUUUCCACAGCGGAACCUCGCACAGACUCUGAAUCUGUGUGUGUUCCUCCCGUGGAUCCUUCUGAUCCCCCAGGUGACUUCAGAAUGAGUCCACCAGUUGAUCUUGGUGGCAAGUGUGUUCCCGAGCCUACAGCGUCUCUACAGUCACCUGUAGGCUGUGUUCUGGCUUCUGAGGCUGAUCCUAACUUGGACCUGAACCAGGAGCAGAAGGCCGCGUUGCACACGCAGCCCCAGUCUCCCCAUCCUCCUGUUCUGGAGGCGUCUCUUCCAGUGCCCUCCUCCGACACUGACUCCACAGCCUCAUCAGAAAGGCUGCCCCCUCCCCUCACCGCCACUGUGAUCAAAGAGGAAUAUGACCACAAGGAAGAGUCGGCCAACUCUGCCAGCGACGCCCCCGAGAAACCCGCGGAGCCAGAGACGUUCUGCAAGAGCUUUGUGUGCAACGUGUGUGAGGAGCCAUUCUGCUCAAUGAAGGAACUGCGGUGCCACAUCGUGGCCCAUGCCCAGGACUGGCCCUUCAAAUGCGAGUUCUGUGUGCAGCUGUUUGGAAACGGCGAUGCCUUGCUCGAGCACCGUUCCACACUGCAUGGCGUGGGCAGGAUCUACGUGUGCUGCAUCUGCAGCAAGGAGUUUGCUUUCCUCUGCAACCUCCAGCAGCACCAGUUGGACCUGCACCCUGGCCAGAGUUACACGCACACAGUGCUGGAAAAUGGCAAACUGCGACCCCAGAAUUUCACAGACCCAACCAAAGCCAGCACAGAGCCCUUGGUUUCUACAACAGACUCCAAGCCUUCAGCUGAUAGCGAUGAUAAAGGGGCCAUUGUAAUCCAGAGGGAGGAACACGAGAAUGAUGAGGAGACAGAGGAGAUGGAUGACCCAACAGAAGAACUGUACACUACAAUUAAGAUCAUGGCUUCCGAAGGAAGCAAGCGGAAAGCGGCAGAUGUUCGCCUCGGACUCAACCAGCACUAUCCCAGCUUCAAACCACCACCGUUCCCUUACCACAACCGCACCCCUGCCAGCUCCGUAGAGUCUGCCACCAAUUUCACCACCCACAACAUUCCACAAACAUUCAGCACCGCCAUCCGCUGCACCAAGUGUGGCAAGAGUUUUGACAACAUGCCUGAGCUCCACAAGCACAUUUUGACCUGCGCAAAUGCCAGCGACAAGCGCCGCUACACCCCGAAGAAGAACCCCAUCCCCCUCCGACAGGCUGUCAAGCCCCUUAACGGGACUUUGUCACCCACAGCAACUUCCAAUGCAGCACAUGCCACCCUCCGCAGGAUGGGCCUGCCCAAGCGCCUCAACUUUGGCCCGGAGCCCACAGGCAAGAAGAAUAACCAGGCUGUCCAGAGAGCCCUCUCCCAGAGGAUCAGGUCCACUGCCUCCAGCCAGUCUGAGGAGGAGCAGGGGAUCCAUGUGUGCCCGCACUGCCAGCGGGAGUUCACAUACCGUGGCAGCCUCAACAAGCACAUGACUGUCAGUUGCCCCAAGAAACCUGCCUCCAAGGGAUCGAAGAUGCGCGGAGCUGACGACUCGAUCGCUCAAGAAGGAAACCGUAAUCUUCGCAGUACCAGGAGAAAUGCUGAUCUCGAGAUGCAGAAGGAGGGAUCGGACCUGGGGAAUAGGACCGUGGGCAAAAGCAAGGCUGGCAGCUCUGGGCCGGCGGAGGGCAUGGCCAGUGUGCCCGUCAAACCCCAGCCGACUAGAGGCAGACCCCCCGCUUCGCAGGCGCAGCUGAAGAGUCCAACGUCCUCCUCUUCCUCCUCUGCUGCCACCAUUCCUCUGGGCAAGAAAAGCAGGGCGCCCCCUGCUCAGCAGCAGCAACCCCCCCCUGAAUCCCCCCCUGCACAGCGCCCUGCUGGGAGGAUGCAGCGGGGGACCAAAGAGGUCCCGUCAAAAAAGGAUUCUGAGGUGACGUCACCGCUUCUGCAGCCCAAGAAGGAGGAGCGCUUUGCGGUGAAGGCGCGCGACAGGGUGGGCGGGCCUGUCACUCGCAGCCUGCAGCUGGCCAAUGCGAUGCCUCCAGGCGAGGCUGAGGGUUCCCCCGACCAGGAGUCCAAGGAAACCCAGGAGACCUUGGUGAAGCUGGAGAGGUAAAGUCCGACGGACGUGUGGAGAAACCUCUGAAACGCUGGGACUGGCCUAUCAGAGCCGCCGCCUCCAAAGAUGGCCAGGCUCAGUUGCCCCACUGCAGAGAGGCAUAUGGAGAUACCAGUCAGAUCAAUCAGAUCAGGGCUGUUGAUGAUUGCAGUUACCACAGUAGAUGAGAUGGGAGGGGCUUAGGGUGUGGUACCUUUGCGCUGUGCAGAGAGUUGGUCCACGGUCCAAAAAUGUAACCUGUGCUGAAUUUGUGCAUUACAAAAAUAGUACCAGAAAAUUUUUAAUCCCUGACCCCCCGGCCCUUGACAGCGAAACACUGCAAAUGUUACCUGUACACAACCCACCUGGAAUUUUCUUGUUCUUGUUUUUUAGUUUUUGCAUCAAGUCAUGGAGGUUUUUCGUAGGAUUAUUACUUUCUGGUAGCCCCAAUGCAUGCAACGUGUUCAGUAUGACUAGACUGAUGUCUGUGUACGAAACCCAACUUUCAACACCCCGUUUACAGUGUUCAUAUGGCUAUAAACUAAAAAAUAUAUGUGUAUUUAAUUCAUAUUGUACGCUAUAGAAGGACUUGUGUGAUGCAGUCAUGUCUUGUAAGGAAACUGGUUUUCAGUUUAGUUUAUUUUUUAAGGUUUUGUAAAAGCGGUUGGGGGUGAGCUGUUUGCAGUGUGACUGUGGGAAUGAGUUUUCCAAGCUGGGAGAGAGGAGAGUUUGCCGGCUCCCCCUUUCCUGCCUGUCACAGCCAUCUGCCCCGUUAGCCUUGCUCCUGCCUGUAUUGCCGUACAAAAGAUUUGUGCUCCAUGCGUCGUGAACGCAUUCUUUUUUGCGACUAUCCUUCUCGAUAUGAAGGGCAGGGCGAGAAUGUAGCUGCUGCCAGUUAUAUGGCGAAAUUGAGUUCAUCUAAUGGAGGCCUUUAAGGGUCAUUGUGAAUGAGAAAUGUUUGGAGAAGAGCCAUAAUUUUCCCGCCUUUUUUGCUGUGAAAACAGAUUAAACUACAGAAGUUUAAAAGCACUUUAAAAAGCCCUUCAAGCAUCAAUAUAUUUCCAAGAAAUAUUAUAGCAUUGUGCAUUAUGAGCCCCAAAACUGGCUGCUGAGAUGCAAAUUAUUAUUCUUUUUUUGGCAUUGUUGGUUCUGACAAAUACAUUUUCCCUUGCUAGUGCUAGGUUUUUUAAAGGUACUGUACAAUUUGCUUAUCAGCAAAAAAUGUUGUGUUGAUAAGACUGAAACCUUGAAGGCAAAGGGUUGUGGGACAGAUGCAGGUGAAAUAUUGGGAACUUGUGCCUAAGUCCUGUGUUACAACACUUAGUUUUUGAUUCAGUAGCCCAAAUGUGGAUUAAUGCCUGGCAAAUUUAGAUUAUCACAACCUGCCUCGUAUUACUGCUUAGAUUUGACCUCUUCUGUUGAAGAAUUGAGGGUAGUCGUUUGUCUUUAGGGGGUGGUGACAAUGUCCCCCAUUCCUAGGGACAACACAUUUUUAUUUUUCACUUGAGGAUAAGUUAAUUAUUGGUAAUUUCUCACGCAAUAUGUUAGAUUGAUGGUGUGCACAGCUGGUUGGUGAGGGCAGCACUGACAUUUGAAGACUUGAUUCAUCUGUUACUUUAUUUAAUUUGCUAGAAACCAUUGUGUUGUAUACGUGCUGCAUGCUUUGCGUGUUGGAUGUGGCGUUAAAUUGGCGGGCACUGUGGAAUUCUGGGAAUCGGAGAGCCCAGCACAGCCCAUUGAACUCCAGUCUCUGUUCAUCUGAAGAACAGAAGAUAUUCAGAUGAACAGAAAGCAAUAAGGACAUCAGACAGGGUAUCCCAGAGAGAGGAUGUUGACACAACAAAGCCGGCCUCAACUGAACAUGAGUAAUACGCUGAAACGGUAGCAUUGGGCGAAAAGCUAAUGCGUGCAGUGUAAAGUCGGCUAUAACUAUUUGAAAUGAGGGUUUGGGGGCGUGAGAUGCAACCACAGCAGUCUCCCCAAACCUCGGGGGCGGUGCAGUGCGUUCUAACACCGAAUGGUAGAAUUAAAUCUUGUUUUGUUUAAAUUAUUGUAUGUUUGUGGUGAUAUCCUGUAAUCUGAUGGAUCUACCUCUGUGAAGAGCUUAAAACUGUGUUUCCUUCCUUUAUCACUGUUGGGAGGCGUCUCCCUCCCUUCCAUGUACUGUAUCGCUCCAACACAUCUGCAUCUGUCUGAGGGGAGAUACAGCGUGAUGCAUGGCGUAAAUUGCUGGUAGCCUGUCUGUGGGAGAAUUAUGUCACUUGAUUAUAUAUUUUAAAAAAUAUAUUUAAAAUCUUCUUUUCGGGAUGGUUAAGUUUUAUAUGAUUUACGUGUAUGCAUUUCUUGAAUACCAAUUCUGGGGAAGUUUGUGAAAUAAGUGAUAAUGUUCUGUUAAAUGUUUGGGGUUAAGAAAGAUAAAAUGGAAGGGAAUUCCUAGUGUAAUUACAGAUUGUUCUAAUUGAAAUAUUAAAGCCUUUUUUCAAUUUGA